Messenger RNA from Paramecium primaurelia, 777 nucleotides. Lineage: Eukaryota; Ciliophora; Oligohymenophorea; Peniculida; Parameciidae. The record is from the annotation of a GenBank genome assembly.
AUUAAAUCCGUUUUAUUGAAUGGAGAAGUCUGAAAGACGAUCAUUAGGAGGGACAGUCACAACAUUGAGAUCAUCUAGAGGUGCUGUAUUAGUGAACUAGGAUGGAUCAUACGCAUAUGGUUACAAGAAUGUUUAUUUUAGUUUGUCCAAUGAAAAAUGAAUCAAUAGUAUAAAGUGAAAAGGUAAUUUAAGAGCCACAAUAAAUCAUGUUACCAGUUUUUGGAGAUGAUGAACUAGCUUUUUAUAUCAAUCCUUAAGACUUACCAGAAUUGGUUGAUGAAGUUUUGGACACUUAUUUAACACAUUCAAGAGUUUUUCUGGUUUUUAUGUGUGUUUAGAUGAUAGUGGAAAUCAUCUUUGAUUCAAUGGUUUGGAUAAAUUAAGACAGAAUUGAAAAACUAGUAAAUCUAUGAGAAUUUACAUAAGCUAGCUCUAAUUUACAACAAGGUGCCAUUGGAUGAUAUCCAUCAAAUGAUAAUUUUAUGCUCAUGCAUAAAUAUUAUAUUUUAAUGCAUAUAUUAUGCAUCAGGAAUUUCUGGUGCAUGGCGUAAAUCUUACAAAACACUUAAUGCCUUUGGAAAUUUAUCAAUUUUAGGAAUGUUUUUACAAAUAUUUCUAUCUUACACUUAUCAGUAAUUUUAAUAUUCAAAUAUAGAUUCAAUAUAUUGGUAUUUGCAUUUAGAGUGUUGUCAUGUAUUUAUGCAAAGUUCUUGAGUCACUUGAUCCUCAGUUUGAUCUUGUUACCUCAUUGAAAUUUAUUAUUAAUAUAAUAUGCGC